This is a messenger RNA of Strongyloides ratti, 321 nucleotides long. RefSeq lists its product as hypothetical. The record is from RefSeq and is a predicted model, not a curated record. Lineage: Eukaryota; Metazoa; Nematoda; Chromadorea; Rhabditida; Strongyloididae. The coding region runs from base 1 to 321 and encodes 106 amino acids. The transcript is spliced from 2 exons.
AUGAGAAAAAAAUGCCUAUUUUGUUUUACAGUUAUUAUAGCUUAUUUAAUAACAUUAAACUAUUCUUUAACUUGUUAUAAUGGAUAUACACUUUUACGAGGACGUAAUAUUGGAGAGGAAACAGAAGAUUGUUCAGGAUCAAUGGCAUAUUGUUAUAAUUUCACUGCAGAAGCAGGAACCUUUUUAAAUGUAAUGAAAGCUGGUUGCAGUACAUUUCGUUGUCUGUUAGCAAGAAAUAAAUGUAUUGAUACAGAAUUUCAAAAUGUACCAGUCAAAUUUUGUUGCUGUAAUGAAGAUCGAUGUAAUGGUGAGGGGCAAUGA